AUGUUUGCCAAGUUCUCUAAAAAGCCCAUGCGCAACUCAUGCCUUGAAUCUGUCGAUUUCAAAAAGCAGCAGUGUCCAAGCAGUAAGAAAUACUGUAGGUAUAAUGAAGGAAAUUCCAAGAGGCUUUACACGGAAGCCCUCGAAAUUGAUCAAUUUAACAAGAAAACGAAUGCCAAGUUGUAUUUUAACAGAGCAACCGCCUUGGCUCGUCUUAUUAAGGCCAAAGAAGCCAUAUCUGACUGCACAGCAGCCUUGAAAUUGGAUGAAGGGUAUUUGAAGGCUUUACUUAGGAGGGCCAAAUGCUAUAUGGAUAUUGGGGAAUAUGAAGAUGCAGUCAGGGACUAUGAGAAGGUAAAAAAAUGGCUCUGUACUUCCCAUGCAAUGCUAACCAAUGAUGCAGUGUUGCAGAAUUUGUGA
Acanthoscelides obtectus is the source of this 417-nucleotide messenger RNA. Lineage: Eukaryota; Metazoa; Arthropoda; Insecta; Coleoptera; Chrysomelidae. The record is from the annotation of a GenBank genome assembly.